This is a messenger RNA of Phalaenopsis equestris, 2127 nucleotides long. Its product is annotated as pentatricopeptide repeat-containing protein At4g21065-like. The transcript has a single exon. Bases 63 to 1973 code for a protein of 636 amino acids. Gene Ontology annotation, molecular function: protein binding; RNA binding; zinc ion binding. NCBI's taxonomy places the organism in Eukaryota, Viridiplantae, Streptophyta, Magnoliopsida, Asparagales, Orchidaceae. Gene Ontology annotation, biological process: RNA modification. The record is from RefSeq and is a predicted model, not a curated record.
CAGCUUUUUUGAAAGGUAAGGGCAAAAUCUUGGAAAUAUGCCGCGAGGCCCUCAUAACGGCAAUGAGCAAAUUUAAAUUUCCCCUUCUGUACAAACCUCCCAUGCGAGUGCUUCACUUCUCCCCUCCUUCCUCGCCCGCGUUUGCCCUAAAUUCGAAAUCUCUGCAGCUGCAACCCGAAGAGCUCCAGCAGAACUCCUUUUCGUUCCCACAAACCCCCAAUCCAGAAUCUUAUUCCUUCCCUCUCUGUCUUGACCCCAGAUCCUUCCUUUCUGCCUUAGUCCAAUGUCAAACCCACUUCCAGAUACGAAAAGUUCACGCCUUGGCGAUCGCAACCGCCAUGAUAGACAACCUUGGUGUGGCCAACAAGCUCAUCUACAUCUAUGCGCAGCACAAGGCGAUGGCCGACGCCUGCUUCCUUUUCAGCCGGAUGACAGAACGAGAUAAUGUCUCCUGGAGCGUAAUUAUCGGCGGGUUCUCAAAACUGGGAGAUAAUUAUAAUUGCUUGAAAGCUUUCAGGGAUUUUGUCCGCUCUGGCCUUCCCAUGGAUAACUACACUCUUCCCUUUGCUUUACGAGCUUGCAGGGAUACACUAUCUCCGCGGACCGGUGAGGAGAUCCAUCACCUCGUUAACAAAUUCGGAUUACAGUCUGAUGUUUUCAUUUCCGCGUCUUUAGUAGAUAUGUAUGCGAAAUGUGGGCAAGUAGAAGAUGCCCGCAAGGUGUUCGAUCAAAUGCCUAAACGGGAUCUGGUUUCAUGGACGGUCAUGAUUUCUGGCUAUGCUGAGUGUGGAAAUCCUGAAGAAUCAAUGGCAUUGUUUGAUCAGAUGAAGGAUAAUGGUACAUUACCUGAUAAGGUCGCCAUGGUGACCGUUGUCUUUGCCUGCGGGAAGCUCGGGGCUAUGCACAGGGCAAAGGCGAUUCAUGAUUAUAUUCGGAGAAGAAAGUUUUCAUGUGAUGUUAUUCUGGGCACCGCAAUGAUCGAUAUGUAUGCUAAAUGCGGAAGCGUCGAUGCGGCAAGGGAGAUCUUCGAUCAAAUGAAAGUAAAGAAUGUGAUUUCAUGGAGUUCAAUGAUUUCAGCUUAUGGCAUUCAUGGCCGUGGGAGGGAAGCUCUCCAGCUAUUCCCUCCAAUGAUACAGAGCGGUAUUCAUCCCAAUCGAAUCACUUUUGUUUCCAUUUUCUCUGCUUGCAGUCAUGCCGGCUUGGUGGAAGAGGGCAGACAGUUUUUCGAAUCAAUGGAGAAGGACUAUUCCGUAGAACCUGAUGUGAAGCAUUUCACUUGCAUGGUGGACCUUCUCGGCCGUGCGGGACGACUCACUGAGGCGCUGGAGUUGACAGAGAUGAUGAAAGUUGAUAAAGAUGAGGGCUUUUGGGGCGCAAUCUUAGGGGCUUGCAGGAUCCAUGGUGAUAUAGGAUUGGCUGAGAAGGCAGCGAAAAGCCUUCUUGAGUUCAGUCCUAGGAAUGCAGGGUACUAUGUUCUGCUCUCGAACAUAUAUGCGAAAGCUGGGAGGUGGGAAGAGGUGGCCAAGGUGAGAGAGCUGAUGACUGGCAGGAGAGUGAAGAAGACACCCGGCUCGACAUGGAUUGAAAUCAAAGAUAAGACAUUUCAGUUCAGAGUGGGGGACAAGUCCCAUUCACAAUUUAAGGAGAUUAAUGAAAUGCUGAAGGUUUUGAUUGAGAAGCUGGAGCUGGCUGGCUAUGUUCCUGAUACCAACUUUGUGCUGCAUGAUAUAGAGGAGGAAAUCAAAGCUGAGUUUUUGUACACCCACAGUGAGAAGUUGGCUAUUGCAUUCGCUCUCGUUGCGACGGAUGAGGGUUCUGCAAUCAGGAUGACGAAGAACCUGAGAAUAUGUGGUGAUUGCCACACGUUUACGAAAAUGGUCGGCGACAUUGUGCGCAGGGAGAUUGUUGUUCGAGACGGCAUUCGCUUCCACCAUUUUGCUAAUGGCUCUUGUUCUUGUGGGGAUUACUGGUAAUUUGGAAGGAAGAUGUUUACAGUGAGGUUAACUAUUAGGUGUAACUCAAAUAUCAGAUAAGGGACAAAUGCUGGAGUGGAACAUAGUGGAAGCAUUUGUCUAACUGUGGGAGUUUCGUUAAAUGGGUUGGGUUGCCCUGCGGUACGGUACAAAA